AUCAAAUAAAUCAGAAUAAUGUUCAAAACCAAAAUGAAUUUAAUCCGAAUUUGAACCAAAAUUCGAACUACCAGUUUCAACAAAGCAUAGAACUUGCACCGCCUUUGCAAUCCAGUCAAGAUUAUUAUUCCAAGCAAAAUUUAAUGCAGUCAAACGUCGGAAGUGGCGACAACAGAUAUACAACUCGAGCCGACGUCGUUCCUUUACCUCAAAGUUCUCAGCAGGUGAAUUUGACGCAAGAUGCGAAACUUGCGUCUGCGGUUAUCUCACAUGUUGGUAUUUUUAUGAUGAAGAGUGCAAGAGGAAAUCAAUCAAACGUUGUGGUUUCCCCAAUGUCCGUGGUAAAUAUGCUGGCUCUCCUGCAAGCUGGCGCCACGGGCGCGACUCAAGAACAGGUCUCAAAUGCAUUGAGAUUGUCUCCGGCGAAGUCAGCAGAAGCAUUUCAACUUAUGAACACACAGUUCCGGAAGCGAGGUACCGAACGAAACAUUUUGCGUACAGCGAGCAGUAUUUUCGCAGCAGAUUCAUUUGAGCUCAGUCGUGAUUUCAAGAAUUUCGCCAUUCAAAACUUUGGCAGCGAAGUAUCAAGAAUCAGCUUUGAUAACCCAAAUGCUGCUGCCCAGAAGAUAAACUCUUGGAUUGCUAGUAAGACAAACGACCAGAUCGACAGGCUGGUAUCACCAGAUUCCAUCGAUGUUAACACUCAACUCGUGCUUGCCAAUGCGAUAUACUUCAAGGGUAUAUGGGAGACCAUGUUCAAACCAUCAGAAACGUCACUACAAGACUUUAAUUUGAGCAAUGGAGGCAAAAAAUCUGUUCCGUUCAUGACGCUGCGAAGUGGCUUCAGGGCUGGUUUGGAUAAGGCUAAUAAAGCCAUUGUUAUCGUUUUACCUUUUGAGAACAAUGAAUAUUCUCUAGUGAUGUUGCUGCCCGUUCCUGGCGCCGACGUAUCCGCUGUGUUGACGUCGCUCGACGGUGAAACUCUAGCCAACUACCAGAACCUACGCCGCCAGGACGUUCUUCUCGAAAUACCAAAGUUCACUGUUCGUAGUAAUGCUAAUCUGCAACCGAUUUUCGCGACGAUGGGAAUCACAAAGAUGUUUUCUCCAACAUCGGAACUAAGCCACAUCGGCCUGUACCGCGCCACCUCGCCCCAAGUCUCCUCAGCAGUUCAUUCUGCCAUGAUGUCAAUAGACGAACGCGGCGCGACAGCCGCCGCAUCUACAGUGGUUGCAGUCGUAGCUUUGUCAUUCGACAACCCGUCCGUUGUGUUCAGGGCAGAUCGGCCGUUUUUAGCUGUGCUGUGGGAUAAUCAGCUAAACGUGCCUUUGUUCAUGACCAAGAUUGAAGACCCUUCACUGUAAAUUUACAUCUUGCCGACUUUGGUAACGUAAUUUUUAAAGUUAUGCUA
Messenger RNA from Cydia amplana, 1411 nucleotides. RefSeq names its product ovalbumin-related protein X-like (gene serpin-12). Lineage: Eukaryota; Metazoa; Arthropoda; Insecta; Lepidoptera; Tortricidae. The record is from RefSeq and is a predicted model, not a curated record. Gene Ontology annotation, molecular function: serine-type endopeptidase inhibitor activity. The transcript has 7 exons. Bases 144 to 1364 code for a protein of 406 amino acids.